AUGGUUGAAAAGACUUUAUUGGUGAAUAUUGCAGGAGGUCAUGCCACCGAACUUUAUAUUACUGCUAGACAUAUUAAAGCUAGACUGCUUAUCUCAUAUCCAGAUGCAGACUUCAAUAUUAUAGAUUUGGAUCAGUCGUAUCAGAACAAGGAUCAGGCUGGUUUAAAAAAUUACAGUUACAAAGACUAUGAUUUUGAAUUAUUAUAUAACGAACUCUAUAGACAAAAGAAUGAUGGAAGUAGAAAUAGAAGCAGAGGUAGAAGUAGAAAUAUUAUUAUACUAUGUGGUUGUUAUGCAUUAUAUGAUAAAAGAAUCAAUAACCUUUCGGAUCUUAAAGUAUAUAUAGAUUGUGAUUCAGAUAAAAGAUUAAUUAAUCUGAUAAGAGAGAAAGAAUGUCUGGAAGGUUAUGAAUUAAAUAUGUUGCUAACUGAGUAUAUGGAUCAUUUAAGAAUUGAAAUGGACAGAUAUAUCCAACCAACAAGAGCAUCAGCCGACUUGAUUAUUCCUACUACAGAUGAAAAGUUGGGUGAAGAAAUUCUGAUAUCUGGUAUCUCUCAUUUAAUUAAAUUUAAUGAUUUGGAGACAAAUAAAACAGAAAACAACAGUAAUUCUGUAAGCAUGUUGAAAGAUUGUAAGAAUUACCAACCUUUAUGGGAUUUUCAAGGUGAAUUUAUGGAUUUGGAGAAGAGUAGAUAUUAUGAUUUGUCAUAA
Messenger RNA from Arxiozyma heterogenica, 711 nucleotides. It is a transcript of the gene DAS2, whose product is annotated as putative uridine kinase DAS2. NCBI's taxonomy places the organism in Eukaryota, Fungi, Ascomycota, Saccharomycetes, Saccharomycetales, Saccharomycetaceae. Gene Ontology annotation, molecular function: ATP binding; uridine kinase activity. The coding region runs from base 1 to 711 and encodes 236 amino acids. The transcript has a single exon. Gene Ontology annotation, cellular component: cytoplasm. The record is from RefSeq and is a predicted model, not a curated record. Gene Ontology annotation, biological process: pyrimidine-containing compound salvage.